AGCCACUCUCUCAAACUUCACAAACACACUCCAAAACAAACUCCAGAGAACCAAAAAAAAAACUAUGAUCAAAAUGGCAACUUCUAAACAAACACAUAUCCUUCUUCUCCUCUUCUUCUGCUUCUUUUACUCAGUAUCAAUGGCAUUGUCAAUUUCAGACAAGAUUCAGCUGAUAAUGGUGAACAACUGCAACUACAGUGUGUGGCCAGGAACACUCGGUAGCUCCGGCCAACAAACGCCUGGAAAUGGUGGGUUCCAUCUGGGCAUAGGAGAAGAAGCAGUGUUUGAAGUUCCUAAUGGUUGGUCAGGGAGAGUAUGGGGGAGACAAGGCUGUUGGUUUGAUGAGAAUGGAAAAGGUUACUGUGAAACUGGAGACUGUGGAGGAAUGCUGCAUUGCAGUGGCACUGGAGGUAAACCACCAGCUACAGUUGUUGAGAUGACCCUUGGGACAUCUAAGUCUCCAAUUCAUUUCUAUGAUGUUAGUUUAGUGGAUGGGUUUAAUCUCCCGGUGGCCAUGUCACCAAUUGGUGGAGGGGUUGGGUGUGGAGUGGCUGAGUGUGAGGUUGAUCUCAACGUGUGUUGUCCUUCAAGGUUUGAGGUGAAGGUGAAUGGAAAGGUGGUGGGGUGUAAGAGUGCAUGUUUGGCUUUGAAUACGGCUAAGUAUUGUUGUACUGGAGAUUAUGCUUCCCCUACGAUUUGUAAGCCUACCCUCUUCUCGCAUCUCUUCAAGGCUAUUUGUCCCAAAGCUUAUAGUUAUGCCUUUGAUGAUUCUUCUAGUCUUAAUAUGUGUAAGGCCAGGCAUUACCUCAUUACUUUCUGUCCUCCUAGAAGGUAGAACAAGUAUGGCAUUACUUCUAUGUGUUAGUUUGUUAGUUGUGUGGUUUUUCUUUUUUCUUUUUCUUUUUUUAUUAGUGAGUUUACU
Messenger RNA from Dioscorea cayenensis subsp. rotundata (Guinea yam), 922 nucleotides. RefSeq names its product thaumatin-like protein. Gene Ontology annotation, cellular component: extracellular region. The transcript is spliced from 2 exons. Lineage: Eukaryota; Viridiplantae; Streptophyta; Magnoliopsida; Dioscoreales; Dioscoreaceae. The record is from RefSeq and is a predicted model, not a curated record. Gene Ontology annotation, biological process: defense response. The coding region runs from base 65 to 835 and encodes 256 amino acids.